Messenger RNA from Linum trigynum, 612 nucleotides. NCBI's taxonomy places the organism in Eukaryota, Viridiplantae, Streptophyta, Magnoliopsida, Malpighiales, Linaceae. The record is from the annotation of a GenBank genome assembly.
AUGGCGAGAAAUGAAGACGGAGGAGAAGGUGGAAGCGGAGGAGAGAAUGCGGCGGUGCCUCGACUUUCGUCCAGCGGCCGGCUGAGUUCUCGACCGGACCCGUUCUUGGUGGUGUGUAGAUGCUUUAGCUUCGUUACUGCUGUAACCGCCCUUCUGUGCGUCGCUGUCAACAUUCUCUCCGCCGUUCGCUCCUUUAAGGACGGAUCCGAUAUAUUCGAUGGAAUCUUCAGGUGUUACGCGGUGGUAAUUGCGUUUGUCGUGAUCUUAGCGGAGACGGAAUGGGGAUUCAUUUUCAAGUUCUGGAAGGUCCUAGAGUAUUGGGCAGGCAGGGGCAUGCUGCAAAUCUUUGUUGCAGUUAUGACGAGGGCUUUUCCUAACCAUCGGAACCCCACGGAGCUUAUUCUUCUUCAAAAUAUAGCAAGCUACAUUCUCAUUGGUUGUGGUGCAGUCUAUCUUGUUUCGGGAAUUCUUUGUAUUGGCUUGCUCAAACGUGUUCGGCAGCAGAGGGAACUAACGAGGGAACAAACGAGGGAACAGGCAGCCAAAGAUUUGGAGGAUUUGGAGAGGAGAAGAGAGGAACUUGAACAGUUACUAAUGGCAGAAAGGGUUUGA